AUGUCUGAGAACCGUCGUACACGUUUUGCCUAUACGACAUCCACUUUGCGGAGGUGGUCUAGAGACCUUGCUAGCGGCCAAGAAGCGGGGGGGCAUGUCAAGAAGAGGAGCAAUCAGCCCUCUCAGUGUGAUGGCAAAAGCCACCCGUCUUCGGUGCCUAUCGUUAACUGGGGCAGUCUGCGGCUGACCGCGGUAGGCGUUCCUGGGACGUCAGAGCGCGUUGGACGAUGCAUAGCUCAGCUCCUGCUCGUUUUUAUUCUAGAGCUUGCAGUUUUGCCUAUCAUCAAGAUUGGUGUUUCCCUAGAGCUCAGUUGGUACCCAAGUUGCUGA
Messenger RNA from Daldinia caldariorum, 330 nucleotides. RefSeq lists its product as uncharacterized. The transcript has 3 exons. Lineage: Eukaryota; Fungi; Ascomycota; Sordariomycetes; Xylariales; Hypoxylaceae. The record is from RefSeq and is a predicted model, not a curated record. Bases 1 to 330 code for a protein of 109 amino acids.